Messenger RNA from Guillardia theta CCMP2712, 1316 nucleotides. RefSeq lists its product as hypothetical. Gene Ontology annotation, biological process: non-motile cilium assembly; intraciliary transport. NCBI's taxonomy places the organism in Eukaryota, Cryptophyceae, Pyrenomonadales, Geminigeraceae. Gene Ontology annotation, cellular component: Golgi apparatus; intraciliary transport particle B; cilium. The transcript has 15 exons. The record is from RefSeq and is a predicted model, not a curated record. Bases 13 to 1281 code for a protein of 422 amino acids.
UUACUAUAGCGCAUGUCUGUGAGGAGGACGGCAAGUCGAGGAGAGGCAGCGGAGGAGGAUGGGGGAGACGAAGGCUCUCGAGCUCCAUCAGCAGCAGGAGGAGAAGGAGGACUGGAGGCGCCGAACCCAGCUGUGCUCAUGCCGGACAUCUUGGAGAAGUUGAAAUUGUUGGGGUACGAGGAGUUUGCGGACGAGCAUGUGGAGCGAUGGAGGCUGCAUGCGGCUUACUUCGUGGUCCCUCACCCCAAGCCGAACGAGCAAUUCUUCUUCUUCACCUCUCUCUUUGCCUGGCUGAUGAAGCUGAAUCGGUUCAACUUUGCGAAGCCUGAUAGGUUCGAAGACCCCAACAUCACCACCCGCAACAUCCUCGAGGGAGUGAAGAGAGCCAAGAUCGCCUUCGACUACCCGGCAGCGAAGCUGAAGCAAGGACACGGCGAAGCUGUCUGUGUGCUCCUCAACCUCCUCUGCAAUGCUGCCAUCGACGCCCAAGGGAUCCGCCUUGCUCCUCCUACUUAUCCCUCCGAUUCUUAUCCCGAAGAGGCGCCAGUGGACGAGGAGGAAGAGGUGGGAACGGACAUUGCUGACACGGUGGCGGUGAACGAGGAGGAGGAGGAUGAGACGUACUCUGGCGCGAUUGGAUCUGUCGAGAGCAAGAGAGAGGAGGUCUCACGGGAAAACAAGAUUCUCGAGUCAGCAACGGACCCGAAUGCCUGGAAGAUUGAGGUGGAGAAUGUUGCUCCCCUGUUGAAGAUGAGGGUUGAGAUCGACAACAAGGAGUGGCGGACUCAUCUUGAACAAACGAAAGAGCUGCAAGGAAACAUCGAGAACAAAGUCCCGUCCACGCAGGAUCAUCUUGGCAAGUUGUCAAACACCAUCCAACAGGCAAUCGAAAGUAUCAGCACGCGAGAGAAAUAUCUGAAUUCACAGUACAAGAACUUGAUGCAAGAAUACCAUGAGGUGCAGGAGCAGUUGGAGGAGGUAACAAAGAAAUUCGAUGAGAGGAACAGAGACGUCUCGGAGCGGUCGAACCAGCUCACACAAAUUACAGAAAAUCUCGAGCAGAUAAAAUCUCAGAUGGACGAGCGAGGGGAGAGCAUGACGGAUACGGGCCCCUUGGUGAAGCUGAAGGAAGCCAUGAAGAAGGUGAAGAAGGAGAUUAAGGACAUGGACUUAAGGAUCGGGACUGUUUCUCAUACCCUCCUCCACAUCCGCAUGCAGCAGGGGACGGUUGAAGAUGAGAGGAAUAAGUCAAGAGAGCGAGAGGAAGACGACGACGACUAAUUCCUUUGUUUGCACAUAUACCCAAGAGAAACCUG